UUUUCCCUCUCUUUCUCCACUCCUUUUUCUUUCCAAACAGGGAAAAGUGUGCCGUGAAGCGGAGGUGCCUUUCCGCCUCGCCUUUUCCUCCAGGACUCGGUUUGCGGCUCCGGCCGGGCGCAGGCUGGUGGGGCGUGCACCAGGGUCCCUCGGUGCCCCAGGGCGCAGGGCGCGGGGACCCGGGGCGAGGCACGAGGCCAGCUCCCGCGCCCGCACAUGGCUGUAGCCCCGCGAGCUCCCCAAGGCGCCGCGCCCAGCUCCCCAAAGGUCCGUCUGCUGCGCCCGGACGCCCCGCAGCCAGGCAGCGGCUGAGCGGGGGGCGCGCCCGCGUCCGGGGAUCGGGAUGUCCCUCCUCCGCCUCCUCUUGCUAGUCUCCUACUGUGUUGGAACCCUGGCAACUCACACUGAGAUCAAACGAGUGGCAGAGGAGAAGGUCACUUUGCCCUGUCACCAUCAACUGGGGCUCCCUGAAACAGACACCCUGGAUAUCGAAUGGCUGCUCACUGAUAAUGAAGGUGGACAAAAAGAGGUGAUCACUUACUCCAGUCGUCGUGUCUACAGUAAUUUCUCUGAGGAACAAAAGGGCCGAGUGGCUUUUGCUUCCAACUUCCUGGCAGGAGAUGCCUCCCUGCAGAUUGAGCCUCUGAAGCCCAGUGAUGAGGGCCGGUACACGUGCAAGGUGAAGAACUCAGGGCGCUACAUGUGGAGUUACGUCAUCUUAAAAGUCUUGGUGAGACCAUCCAAGCCCAAGUGUGAGCUAGAAGGAGAGCUGACCGAGGGAAGCGAUCUGACUCUGCAGUGUGAGUCAUCCUCGGGCACAAAGCCUAUUGUGUAUUACUGGCAGCGAAUUCGAGAGAAGGAGGGAGAGGAUGAGCAUCUGCCUCCCAAAGCCACGAUUGACUUCAACAAUCCUGGCCGAGUUCUGCUGCAGAAUCUUACCAUGUCCUCUUCUGGGCUCUAUCAGUGCACCGCAGGCAAUGAGGCUGGGAAAGAAAGCUGUGUGGUGCGAGUGACCGUGCAGUAUGUACAAAGCAUCGGCAUGGUUGCAGGAGCAGUGACAGGCAUAGUGGCUGGAGCCCUGCUGAUAUUCCUCUUGGUGUGGCUGAUAAUCCGAAGGAAAGACAAAAAAAGAUAUGAGGAAGAAGAGAGACCUAAUGAAAUUCGAGAAGAUGCUGAAGCACCGAAGGCCCGCCUUAUGAAGCCCAGCUCCUCUUCCUCAGGCUCUCGGAGCUCACGCUCUGGCUCUUCCUCCACCCGCUCCACAGCAAACAGUGCCUCACGCAGCCAGCGGACAAUGUCAACUGAAGCAGCACCCCAGCCAGGGCUGGCGAGCCAGGCAUAUAGCCUUGUGGAACCAGAGGUGAGAUGUUCUGAACCAAAGAAAGUCCACCAUGCUACUCUGACCAAAGCAGAAACCACACCCAGCACAAUCCCCAGCCAGAGCAGAGCCUUCCAAACUGUCUGAAUUAGAGUGGACCUGACUCUUGUGCUUUUUUAGGAGUCAGGAUCUUAGGACUCUUCCAGCCAUUGGAACUCUGCCACCAGCCACACAGACUCCUUGAGAGACGAGAAAAGGUCAUUUAAGCAGCAGUGAAUAUCCCAUGGAACAGAUUCAGAUGAGCGCUUUCCUUAUACUACACCAAACAAGCAAAAGGAUGUAAGCUGAUCAUUUCUAAAAAGGGAUCUCAUUGAGCCUCUGGACUGGAGUGGGGAAGCAGGAGUGCAAAUCUAUUUGUUGAACAGGAGGUGAGAAGACUGGGGAAAGGGAGUAAAUACACCUAAAACUUCUCCCCUAGGAUGUUUUGUAUCAGUGCUUCAAUUCACCAUGAUCAAGUAAAAAUGGGCAUUGCUCCUAAAUUUUCUAUGCAUUUCUGCAGACCACUGAAUUAUUGUGAUUAUUCAGAGUCAAACAGAAUCCACGGCCUUAUACUUGUUUGUACCAUAUACUGAGAUAACCGCCUCUAAGGAACUCCUGGGAAGAAAAUGUCUUUUUUUUUUUUUUUCUGAUUUGACUUCAUCUAUUGCAAAGCUUGGAAAUAAAUUUCAAGAGAAGCUGAAGUAGUGGCAGAUGGAAAAGAAUGAUUUGAGCUUCUCCUCUUCUAUCAACUAUCAGUAUCUUGACUUACAUUGAACCCUAAAAUAAAAACUAUAAAUUGUAUGACAAAGGUCUAUGAAAAGCUUUCCAUCUUGACACUCAGAGAAAAUUGCUAACCAAUACAAGAAAUGUUUACUAGAGCAAUUAUGGAAUUUCCCCUCAAAUCAGAUGCCUCUAAGGAUUUCUGAGCUAGAUAUAUCUGGAAGGAAAUAUUUAGUAGGUGUCACUUAGCAAUGUCCUUAGAAUGAAGUCCUCUAGAGAGAAUAAGAUCUAGGGGUAUUAAAAGAUUAUGUAACAUACCAUAAUUACUUUUUCCUGGGAACAUGUGAAACCAGAAUUGAAGACUGAAUAUGAAAGGGAGAUUACAUCAGUUUUUUAGGAAUAAUGUGAGUUUAGUAUUCUACCAAACUUGAAGAUUCCUCCAUUUCUUUCAUUUUAGAGGAUGUAAACCUGGUACUUUUGAAGUUUCUAGAUCUUAAAGUAUCAAAAAGAUCAUAGAUUGCCAUUAUUUCAUAAUGGGUGUGCAAGUCUAUGCCAUAAGCAUUCCCUCCUGGGAGGCUGAAAGAGAAAUUCAGUAUUUUCCCAACGUUAGCUUCUAAGAAUGCCUAUAUCUGGGCUGGAAAAAAAAGGGAACUAACACUUAGGGAAGGCAUAGUAAAAAUACUGAGCGGGUGGCAGGACAGGGUGCUACUAGAGCCUAACAUUUUAGCUGCCAGUUUCUUGGAAAGAGUUAACUGCCAAGGAUUCAUCAAGGAAGAUAUUGAAAGAACUG
Molecule: messenger RNA, 2867 nt
Organism: Octodon degus (degu)
Lineage: Eukaryota; Metazoa; Chordata; Mammalia; Rodentia; Octodontidae
Gene: Clmp
Product: CXADR like membrane protein
Exons: 7
Coding region: 344-1465 (373 amino acids)
Cellular component (GO): membrane; cell surface; cytoplasmic microtubule
Source: RefSeq, a predicted model, not a curated record